CUUUUUUUCCGAGUACUUUGCUUAACCAUAAUUCAUUUUUACUCAUUAUUAAAAGUUAAUCAAAGCCGUUCUUUUUGAAAGUUUUAAAUUGUUUAUUUUCUAUUCUUAUUCUGUUGAUUCAAGCUUCAUUUUCUACCUUCUUUUUGUUAUCUUUAUCCUAUUUUGAAAUUAACGUCCUUCCUUUACCUUUAAAAAGCUAAAUUUAGUCAAUGGUUUCCAAAGGUAAGAACGAAACACUUGACAUUGCGAUAAAUGCAGAUCCAGUUCCAAAUUAUCUUUUCAUCGCCUGUCAAAAUAGGUGCCCUUGAUCAAAUUCGUGAUUUACAAUCCUUCAUAGACAAUUUUCAAGUGCAAGGCGCAGAUGCAUUUAAUCAACCAUACGGAACAUUAUUCAUAGAUAAUGAAAAGACAGAGCUGAUACAGACAGAGCAAUUUCCUUUAUCAGAGACCCCGUUGGUUAAACAAACUACUGUAUCAACAGAUUCGCAUCCUGAGCAACUCCAAAAACCAAAUGCAAAAAUUGAGGAAGAGCCUUCCUUCUCUCUUAACGGUGGAAAGGUUUUAGUAGUGGAGCCUGAGGAGCUCGGUAGCAGGGCUAAACUAUCUUCUGAUCUUUCCUCGCUUUUACACAAUCGCAAUGAUACCGAAAGGAAAGUAAGGGACGAUACAAUGCAUUUGACCAGACCCUAUCAAUAUCAUGAGCACGCCCCAAGGCCGCAGCAGUCGCAAUAUGAUAAAGCUCCUAUGCCGUAUACAGAUCCGUGCUUUAUCAAUAUAGCUCCAACGGAUGAUUCGUCUCAUUUUCUGACACCGCAGCACAUAGCUUCACCCCCAACAGUGAGGUCAAGAAGAGCUUCUAUAUCAAGUAGGAAAUCAGCGAAAAGCGCAAAAAGCACAAAGAGUGCCAAAAGUUCUAAAAGUUGUAAAAGCCCUAAAAGUAUUAAAAAUGCAAAACGACAACACCUGCAAGAGAAGAAGUUAAUGCUGCAACAGCAAAACAGAAUCGAUCCUUCAGAACAGACGCCAGAAAAACAGUACAAGCAAAAGUAUAUCCCUCGCACAUAUGAGGAAAUGAUGCGAAUAUCUGAUACUCAAGAGAGAAUGAAAUUCUACGAAAAGACAAUCGACUUGUGCUUAAAGGCGGAAACACCCAUCGGUGUAUGGCGGAAAAAAUUGGAUGAGAAAAAUACUGGUCAUAGUGCCUGUACUAGUAAGACCAAUACGGCCAGGUCGACUCCGGUGAGUACAAGAAAAUUGAUACACAAACAAGAUCUCAGCAGUAGUGGCAUCCCUACGAAUUCACAGCAUGAAGCGCAGACUCACACAGCAAAAUCGGCUUUGCGCCAUAAACCCACAUCUAAAAAUAUGUCUCAAACUAUUCACCCACUGACCAAGAAAAAACCUUAUCCUUCAAAGCCUAAUUUGAAGGACCCUAAAGAUAACGCUAUCAGUACCUGUGAUACAGAUGGAAGCAAUAAAGUACUUGUGAGAACAUUCAGUAAGUUUAGCCUAACACCAUCAAUGAGACCUAACCACUUUAGAGCAACUUCUUGGCAUCAAGACAACUCGUACUCUCAUGAUGAAGCUGUUGCACACAAAAUAAUACCUCCCGUCCCUUCCAGCAAUAACGUACGCAGAUUUCCACACCCCUCUCAUCAGAAAAACCGUGUUUCUGCAAUUUCUACAAGUCAUUCAAAAGAGCAGCUACUCACAGACCAACUCUAUAUCAAAGAUAAAAAUUACCUCAAUGCAUGGCCAUCAGAUUAUAAAACAAUAACCGAAAUACGUGCUUCGGCAACUCCCAAUAAGCCUAUACGUAGACACAGCUUAAACACCAUUGGAACCAACAACCCACGUAGCACACUUACAGCAACGUACGCCACCGAUGACAAUAUAGAACAUUUGAGAAAUAUUUUACCUCAGGUGGAUAUGUAUACUUUAAAAAACGCAUUAAUAGAAGCCAAAGGUGACCCUGUUACAGCUGUUUCUGUCGCCUUGAGUCUGUUAAAGAAACAAGAAGAGGAGGCAAACAAAAUCCAGUAUUCUCACCAACAACAUAAUGCUACCAAUGACGCUUCGUAUUACCUGCCGUCACAAAAGCUACACCAUAAGAAAAGCUUUAUAUCAACGAUGAAAACGUCCACAGCUAAAUUAUUUAAACUCAAGAAAUAAUACCAAAUUUGGGUAUGGCAUGAAAUUUGUAUGAUGCUGUGUGUUAUUCUCAAGUGAUCAUCCAACUUUCAA
Messenger RNA from Mycotypha africana, 2244 nucleotides. RefSeq lists its product as uncharacterized. NCBI's taxonomy places the organism in Eukaryota, Fungi, Mucoromycota, Mucoromycetes, Mucorales, Mycotyphaceae. The transcript is spliced from 3 exons. The record is from RefSeq and is a predicted model, not a curated record. The coding region runs from base 253 to 2172 and encodes 639 amino acids.